Messenger RNA from Ananas comosus (pineapple), 1314 nucleotides. RefSeq names its product ATP synthase mitochondrial F1 complex assembly factor 2. NCBI's taxonomy places the organism in Eukaryota, Viridiplantae, Streptophyta, Magnoliopsida, Poales, Bromeliaceae. Gene Ontology annotation, biological process: mitochondrial proton-transporting ATP synthase complex assembly. Bases 23 to 1000 code for a protein of 325 amino acids. Gene Ontology annotation, cellular component: mitochondrion. The transcript is spliced from 5 exons. The record is from RefSeq and is a predicted model, not a curated record.
ACACACUCGUAGAUCGAAUCCCAUGGCGCCUCCCACCCACCGCCUCCUCCGAUCUCUCCGCCCCUUCGUCUCCUCCUCCCGCCUCCGCCUCCUCGCCUCCCCCUUCUCCUCCUCCGCCGCGGCGGCGGCGGUGGCGGCGGCGGAGGAAGAGAAGAAGAGCCCUUGGAGGGAGGCGGACGACGUGAUCUACGUGCGGCGGCCGAGCUCCGCGGCGGCGGCGACGAGGGACUCGACCUCAGUGACGAUGCCGAUGGCGUUCAUGACGGGGUCCGUCGUGGGGAAGCGCUUCUACAAGGAGGUGACCACGCGCUUGGCCGAUGAUGGGAAUGGGUGGACGGUGAUGCUCGAUUAUAGAACCCUAAAAACCCCUGCGAAGAGGGUGCUUAACCUCCCAUCUCUUGCCCUAGCCAAGGCGAUCGCUGCCGAGUGGGAGUACCAGCAAACAGAUGGCAUUCGGCCUUUCACGAUGCCUCUCAUGAAGCUUGCAUGUACGGCGCUGGAAAGGGUUCCACUCACACGUGUAAGAGUCAUUGAGAAUUUGAUGAAGAGGUUUCAUCAAGAUCUUGUGUUUUGCCGUUCUCCAGGUGAUAGUGAUUUGACGAAGGGAGUACGUGAAAAACAGGAAGAGAAAAUCGACCCUAUACUUGAUUGGGUGCAAUCUGAAUUCGGAUCUAAACCAGUUGUGUACACGAGCUUUUUCGGUGGUAAGCAGGAUGAGGGCCUUACUAGGGCUGUCGAAGAUGUUCUAAAGAAAACAAAUGAUUGUGAACUAGCAGUGAUUGAUGCGAUGGCCGCUGCGGCACACUCAUUGGUAAUUCCUUUAGCAAUUUUUCGUGGAAGAUUGGGAAUUGAGGAGGCCAUUGAUUUGAUCAGGCUUGAAGAAGAUCUCCAGGUGGAUCGAUGGGGGCUGGUUGAAGGAGGCCAUGACGUUGAUAUUGCUGAUCUGAAGGUGCAAAUGUCAUCUGCUGCUGUUUUUCUUGGACUUUCGCGGAGAUCAUAAUUCUUCUACUCUAUUUUGAAAUUUUACAGUAUGCGAAGAUCAAGUGGAAUCUACGAUAAUUUUCUUUCAAGAGCUCACCACUUCUACCAACCGUCCUUAGAGCAAGUGACAAAAGGCUUGGUGGUUGGUAUUCAAGAUCCAAGUUCGAAUCCUAGUUGAUUUACAUUUUCAGCUAAGUUUAUUUCUAAAUGAAAUAAACGAAGCGGGUAGCGUGCUACCUAUUUCUCAAAAAAAAAAAGAAGAGCUCACCACUUCUUGUACGGACGAAAAAGUUACGAUGUCGUCCAACCAUCGCCCGAUCUCAUGUUCGCCAA